Molecule: messenger RNA, 571 nt
Organism: Erythranthe guttata (spotted monkey flower)
Lineage: Eukaryota; Viridiplantae; Streptophyta; Magnoliopsida; Lamiales; Phrymaceae
Source: RefSeq, a predicted model, not a curated record
UGUAAGAAUAUUUCUCUCUCUAUCUCUCUCUCUCUCUCUCUCCUCACACAGAAAAAUAACGCAGAAGAACAAAAUGGGGGCAGGGCAAGUAAUGAAGAGAAUUCCACUCAUCAAAUUUCCUCAAAGGCAUCUGAAGCCAUCCGGUAAAGCAGCCCAGGUUGAAGAAGCAUCUGUGAAUGGUGAUAUAAACCAAAAUGAUGAUCUCGUUCGAAAGUUUUUCUCAAGGGCUCCAGCAAAUUUGUCGGUAGGAGGAAAAGCUUCCGAUCAGCCAAAACGAACGCCAGUCUCUCAAGACGAGAUUGAUGCUAUCAUGUUGGGUGGCUGUUUCUGAUUCUACAUAAGAGCCUUUGCCGAUAGAGGAAAACUCGUGUGAGUCGAGUCCUCUGUUCUAGUUGACAGACGAAUGGUUUUGUGUAUUACGUACUGUCUUUGUUUGAUCAAUUUGCAUAAAUUUCUCGAGUAUACUUGAUAACAAACUCCAAACAACCUUCUCGUAAUUAUUCGAUUUCCUUGAAUUUUGUGGUUCGAAUAAUGCGCUAUAAAUUCAAACAUGUUUUUUUCUCAUAUUAAA